Callorhinchus milii (elephant shark) is the source of this 1373-nucleotide messenger RNA. Its product is annotated as guanine nucleotide exchange factor DBS. The transcript is spliced from 12 exons. NCBI's taxonomy places the organism in Eukaryota, Metazoa, Chordata, Chondrichthyes, Chimaeriformes, Callorhinchidae. Gene Ontology annotation, cellular component: cytoplasm. Bases 27 to 1373 code for a protein of 448 amino acids. The record is from RefSeq and is a predicted model, not a curated record. Gene Ontology annotation, molecular function: guanyl-nucleotide exchange factor activity.
CCGCAGGCGGCUGAAGCUGGAGGACAAUGAGCUGGAGAAGAGGCGCAGAUUUUCAAAAAUUCUUGUCACCUCCGGACCUGCCUGAGGAUCGAGUCUUGUAUUCCGGGGCUGCUAUAAUCCCAGGUGGCUUUGAUCAUCAAGGAUCUCCACUUGUUAUUGUCCCCAGAGCACAGCAGAGUAAACUGGUAUCAGAUCUGAAGAGUGCUGACAUUGUUAAACUUUUCAAAUAUUUUCUUCACCAUCUUAGUGAAUCGCAAACCAGAAACUGUUUGAUAUCCAUUGUAGCUGAUCUGAGAUGUGCCACAUUGGAUGUUGUCUCCAGCAUUAUAAACAGCUUGCUACAGGUUCAGUGCCAGUUUGGGGGAAUAGUCGACACGUUUUAUGCUUUACAACCACAGAAAAAGGGAAUUAAGAAAUGCUUGUUAAAAUCCCUAGGUUUGGGUCGUAGCAAACCAUUUUCGGAGCCACCAUUCAAGUAUGUUCUUCUGAAUGAAGUCUUUGAAUUGUUCAAUUAUAUCGAUCGGAGUCAGUUGACCUCUGACCUUGGAGGCUACUUGGUGUAUCAGCACGCAGCUUGGGUCCACUUCAGGAAGGACAUUGAUGGAUUCAUCUGCGAGUAUUGCAGAGUGAUGCAAAGAUUUCCUGGAUUGCUAGCCCUUCUCCAGGAGCUGUCUCUUCAGUCACUACCUGCAGGUGCAGAAGAGUUUCAGUGGCUUCCCCAUGAGCUCCAGGAGCUCUACACACAAGGAAGGAGAGAUCUAGGGAUUGAUGAACUACUGAGAAGGUGUGAGACGAUUGUGGAAAAACUCAAGAACCCCAAAGCUGAUCCUCACUUCUUGGCUAUGGCUGGAACGGCCGUCUUUGCUCAGACAUUGGAUGAAAUGUACGAACGGAAUGAAAGGAUAAGAGCAGCUGUGGAUAAAGUGGAGUUACUGUGGCAACAGGCUCUUUCCAGAGCUCAGCUUUUGUUGAAGGACUUUCAGUGUAAGCAGAAGGCUCAACAGAUUAUUGAUUUAAUCAUCGAAGAAGGUUUAGGGAACGUUCGUGCAUACAAGGUAGAAAUUGCGAACAACUUCAGCCAAGCAGAAAUGUUAAAACUAAAGUAUGAAGAUGCCAUUUAUAAACCAGCCAUGGAGCUGGUUGUUGAAUCUGAGAAGGUGUUGCAUGCACUCGGUGUAUUAACUGAGCAAGGACUUGGGAGAGAUGAAGAUUUAUGGGAGAAACUGAACAGAUUAAAAGAAACAUUGAACAUAGCUGUAGACAUGCCCUACAAAACAUUGAAAGCUGUGUGUGAUUUCAACUACAUGUUUGAAAAAAAAGUGCCCUGUUCAGAAUGGUGCAACACAAAGUUGCUGCACGUUACCAGUUCAUAA